UCCUAUUGGGUCGUCGCGGGAGCUUCAAGAUGGCGUCCGCAGCCACCCGCGGCGCCGGCGUCCCCGGCUCCGGGUUUGGGGCAUCCGAGAGCGGCCGGAGCGGCACCACCAGCUUCCAGAGGAAGGGCAAGGCCUCUGGGGCCUCCGGAGGCGGCCCUCGGCUGCUGUCCAUCGCGGGCACGCGACCUUCGGUGCGGAAUGGACAACUGCUGGUGUCAACCGGGCUCCCUGCCCUGGACCAGCUUUUAGGUGGAGGCUUAGCUGUUGGAACACUUCUUCUGAUUGAAGAGGAUAAAUAUAAUAUUUAUUCACCUUUGCUCUUCAAGUAUUUCCUGGCAGAAGGAAUCGUCAGCGGGCAUACUCUACUGGUUGCAUCUGCCAAAGAAAAUCCUGCUGACAUUUUACAGGAACUCCCUGCACCACUACUUGAUGAUAAUGGUAAAAAGGAGUUGGAGGAUUUACAUAAUCCUAAAACACCAGAGCCUGAUAUUAACAUGAAAAUAGCCUGGCGAUAUCAGUUACUACCCAAGAUGGAGGUCGGACCAGUGUCAUCUUCACGAUUUGGUCACUAUUAUGAUGUAUCAAAAAGGAUUCCUCAGGAGCUACUAGAAGGUUCCAAAUGGCAUGGAUUCUUUCUUCCAGAACACAUGUCUUCAGAUCUUAAAGAAGAAUCUUGUUCUUUGUCUUGGGGCUACAAGAAGCUGCUUCAGUUCAUUCAGAACAUCAUUUAUACUGAAGGAUUUGAUGGAGCUAAUCCCCAGAAAAAACAGAAAAACAUUUUAAGAAUAGGAAUUCAGAACCUUGGUUCACCAUUAUGGGGAGAUAACAUUUGCUGUACAGAGAACUGUGACAAUAGUCAUGGGGUUACCAAGUUCCUCUACGUUCUCCGUGGCCUUCUAAGAUCCUCACUGUCAGCCUGUAUCAUCACAAUGCCAGCACAUCUUGUCCAGAAUAAAGCAAUUACUGCACGAGUGAGAAAUUUGUCAGAUACAGUAGUUGGUCUGGAAUCUUUUAUUGGUUCAGAGAAGGAAACCAACCCUUUAUAUAAGGAUUAUCAUGGUUUGAUCCAUAUACGGAAGAUUCCUCGGCUUAAUAACUUGACUUGUGAUGAAUCGGAUGUCAAAGACUUAGCUUUUAAGUUAAAAAGGAAGCUGUUCUCCAUUGAGCGACUGCAUUUGCCUCCAGACUUGUCAGACACAGUGGGCCGUUCAAGCAAACAGGAUCUGGCAGAAUCCACGACGCGGCUGGGCGCAGGCUGUGGCACAAUGGCCGGAGGCAAGAAGCACCUGGACUUCUAGGGUUCCUCCUUAGCCGCUGCCUGCGGAAUUAUCUGACACUGUAAUUAGGAUUCCUAAUAGCUUAUGUAAAUAUUUUUCUUAAUGAUCUGACCCUCCAAUCUCUGAAAAACACAGGAUUACAAAAUGGAACCACCAGUCUUCAGCUUAGGUUGUUUGAUUUUUUGUUUUUUUCCACUAACUUUUGUACAGAAACAGUACAGCAGAAAUACCAUCCUUUGACAUUUAGCUGCUGCUGUAUUUUUUAAAAUACAAAUUAAUUUUUAAAUAAACACCAAAAAAUGCCCAAAAUACAGUGUGCCUUAGAGUGGUC
Molecule: messenger RNA, 1608 nt
Organism: Psammomys obesus (fat sand rat)
Lineage: Eukaryota; Metazoa; Chordata; Mammalia; Rodentia; Muridae
Gene: Elp4
Product: elongator acetyltransferase complex subunit 4
Exons: 10
Coding region: 30-1298 (422 amino acids)
Biological process (GO): tRNA wobble uridine modification
Cellular component (GO): cytoplasm; transcription elongation factor complex; elongator holoenzyme complex
Source: RefSeq, a predicted model, not a curated record